AUGACUGUUUGUGUUUAUUUCGUUUAUAGAACGAUAUUGAUUCGCCCUGAUUCGUUGAAUGCAUGUUGUUGCGUUGCGUCACGCAGUUGCAUCACGCUAGCACGUGUCAAAAAUCAUUUCAUAUUUCUUGGGUUUUAUAAAAUCCAAAUAAGCCUCGACGACUCUUCUCUCUCUCUCACCUGCCUCGACGACUCUUCAUGCUCGUCUUCGUCUUCUCGUUCAUUGAUCGACUUCAUCAAUAAUCGGAUGGAGAGGACUCUAAAUUCCCAAUUUAAGUAUUUAUUGAAAGGAGUCUCAGACUUGUUGUUCUCAGGAACAAUUUUAUAUCAGAUGCUGCUUCGGAAGGUUAAGGCCAAUUCGAAUAGGAUGAUUUUCAACUUGAAUGGGGAGGAACAUACUUUUGGUAUGAAAGAGUACGCCUUGAUUACAGGCCUUAACUUCGACAGAUUGCCUGAAUACAAAGAUGAAUGUCGAGAUUCGCCACAAGGAAGAAUGUUGAUGGCUUUUUCUCCCAAGGAUACUGUUGUAUCAAUCCAAAAGGAAAACACAUUUCAGGAGGGAGUUACUGAUGGUGGGAGAAAGAGAAAGGUUGGAGCGGAAUCAGAUGAAGAUGAAGAUGUUGAUCAAGAUCAAGAUGAAGAACCUACUACUAUGAAGAAAGAUGUCGAAGAGAUGAAGAAAGAUGUAAAAGAGAUGAAGGGAGACAUAAGAGACAUCAAAAAGGAAGAGAAGAAGGUGAAUGAAAAUGAUAUGGAUGAUGAUUCGAAUAUUGGAGCCAUUUUGAAAGACAUUCAUGAUGAAGAAGUGGAGGAGGAUCCGAUUGAGAAGGAUCCAAUUGAGAACAUGGAAGAAGUGGAGGAGAAGGAUUCGAUUGAGAUGGAUCCGAUUGAGAAGAAUGAUCCAAUUGUGAAUGAUCCCAAUGAGAACAUUGAAAAAGUGGAGGAGAAAGAUCUGAUUGAGAAGGAUCUGAUUGAGAAGAAGGAUCCAAUUGUGAAGGAUCCCAAUGAGAACAUUGAAGAAGUGGAGGAGAACAUUGAGAAAGAGGAUCCAAUUGUGAAGGAUCCCAAUGAGAACAAUGAAGAAGUGGAGGAGAACAUUGAGAAAGAGGAUUCAAUUGUGAACGAUGAAGAAGUUGAGAGCAUUGAGAAAGAGGAUCCAAUUGUGAGCAAUGAAGAAGUGGUGAACAAUGAAAAAGUUGAGAACAUUGAGAAAGAGGAUCCGAUUGUGAACAAUGAAGAAGUGGUGAACAAUGAAGAAGUUGAGAACAUUGAGAAAGAGGAUCCGAUUGAGGAGAAGAAUGAAAAGGAGGAGAAGGUGAAGAAGGCGCUGGUGAAGAAGGCGCUAGUGAAGAAGGCGUCGGUGAAGAAGGCGCCGGUGAAGAAGGCGCCGGUGAAGAAGGCGCCGGUGAAGAAGGCGCUGGUAAAGGCGACGGGGGUAAAGAAUGUAGUGAAGAAAAUGGGUAAAAAUGAUGACGAUGAUCUGAAACUAUGCAAUAUUCCUCCUAAGAAAAUUAUAUUUGUCUCGCGAAGGACAAAGAAGCUGAGGAAUGAUCCAGAUAGGACCAACCCUAAUCUAAAACUACCCAAGUUAAAUGAUCCUAUGACCGUCAAUCUCCUCCUCAAAUAUGACGAUCAACUGAUGACUGAAUUGCAAAAAUGGUUGAAAGAUCCAGAUACCGACAAAGAGAAAAUUGAUCUCAUUACUUCGGAGGGUGAUAAGGACUUAUUUUGCGAGUGCUGA
This is a messenger RNA of Impatiens glandulifera, 1740 nucleotides long. Its product is annotated as myb-like protein X. NCBI's taxonomy places the organism in Eukaryota, Viridiplantae, Streptophyta, Magnoliopsida, Ericales, Balsaminaceae. The record is from RefSeq and is a predicted model, not a curated record. Bases 1 to 1740 code for a protein of 579 amino acids. The transcript has 7 exons.